AUGCCCCAAACUCUCUACCCUCGCGGCACAGUCAAGAAGAUCGUAAAAGCGCACGCGAACCGCCCGCUCUCCAAGAACGCCGAUAUUCUGAUAUUCUUGAAAUAUGCGCUGUUCAUGCAGGAGGUUAUCAAGGAAGCGGGUAUUGCGUCGAAACGAUCAGGCGAGCGUGGUGUGAGUGCGAGGAGUGUGAGAAAAGUGAGGGAGGGGUGUUUAAGGAAGUUCAAGGGCUGA
Messenger RNA from Didymosphaeria variabile, 231 nucleotides. RefSeq lists its product as uncharacterized. Gene Ontology annotation, biological process: chromosome segregation; mitotic cell cycle; kinetochore assembly. NCBI's taxonomy places the organism in Eukaryota, Fungi, Ascomycota, Dothideomycetes, Pleosporales, Didymosphaeriaceae. Gene Ontology annotation, molecular function: protein heterodimerization activity. The coding region runs from base 1 to 231 and encodes 76 amino acids. Gene Ontology annotation, cellular component: kinetochore; nucleoplasm. The record is from RefSeq and is a predicted model, not a curated record. The transcript is spliced from 2 exons.